Halichondria panicea is the source of this 597-nucleotide messenger RNA. Its product is annotated as E3 ubiquitin-protein ligase TRIM71-like. Lineage: Eukaryota; Metazoa; Porifera; Demospongiae; Suberitida; Halichondriidae. The coding region runs from base 135 to 560 and encodes 141 amino acids. The record is from RefSeq and is a predicted model, not a curated record. Gene Ontology annotation, molecular function: protein binding. The transcript has 2 exons.
AGCUGUUGGAGAGAUGAAGUAUCCUUGUGGUGUGGCAGUGGACGGUGAUGACAAUAUUCUGGUGGUGGACGAUGCUAAUCAUCGACUGUAGAAGUUCUCACGUGGAGGAGACCUGAUAGCAGCAGUAGGUAGUCAUGGCGAUGGUCCUGGACAGUUUAAGUAUCCGCAAGUUUGGCAGCUAUGGCAGUGGUAAUGGACAGUUUAGCUGUCCCUGGGACGUUGCAUCCGAUCGUAGUGGUUGUGUGUAUGUGGCUGAUCGUGGUAAUCAUCGAGUGCAAGUCUUCACACCCGAUGGUGGCUAUCUGAGGAAGUUUGGAAAGAGUGGCAGCGGAAAUAGAGAACUUUACCGCCCUUUCACCAUCUGUGUGGACAGUGAUGAUCUGAUGUAUGUGGGGGAGAAUGGGAACAAUCGUGUCUCAGUGUUCACGUAUGAGGGAGUGUUUCUCAAGUCGUUUGGAUCAAAGGGAUCUGGACCAGGACUGGAUGGCAUAGCAGUAGACCAGUGUGGUGUGGUGUAUGUGUCUGAUUAUGGCAACAAUAGAGUGCAAAUAUUUUCCUAGUUUAUUUUUGUUAUUAAUUUUAUUGAGUUAUUGUAAC